Molecule: messenger RNA, 1333 nt
Organism: Arabidopsis lyrata subsp. lyrata
Lineage: Eukaryota; Viridiplantae; Streptophyta; Magnoliopsida; Brassicales; Brassicaceae
Product: MADS-box transcription factor PHERES 1-like
Exons: 1
Coding region: 266-1117 (283 amino acids)
Biological process (GO): positive regulation of transcription by RNA polymerase II
Molecular function (GO): RNA polymerase II cis-regulatory region sequence-specific DNA binding; protein dimerization activity; DNA-binding transcription factor activity, RNA polymerase II-specific
Source: RefSeq, a predicted model, not a curated record
GUUUUUAUGGCCCCCCAAAAGGUAAAAUAUAUGUAUGGGUUGUCUCUAAAACUAAAUGAUUAUCACUUUACCCUCAAUAUAUCACAUGCCUACACGUAAGGGUGAAACUAAUAUCUAUCCUAAAAAUUUAGUAAAAUUGAAAAUUAAUUAGUCCAGCAAAGAAAUAAGAAAAACCUAUUGAGUUGAAAACCUUUUAUUUACUAUAUAAACAAUCCUCCUCAUUCUAACAAAACAAAACAAAACACACAUAACAAAGAUAAUAGAUAUGAGGGGGAAGGUUAAGUUAUCGUUCAUAGAAAAUGAUACAGUGAGGAAAACAACAUUCACCAAAAGGAAGAAAGGAAUAAUGAAGAAACUCCACGAGCUAGCGACUCUAUGUGAUGUUGAAGCAUGUGCGGUCAUCAAUAGCCCGUACAACUCGAUCCCGGAGGCUUGGCCAUCAAAGGAAGGCGUUGAAGAAGUGGUGUCGAAUUUUAUGGAGUUUUCGGUGAUAGACCGGACCAAGAAGAUGGUGGAUCAAGAGACAUUUAUACGUCAAAGGAUCGCCAAAGAAACAGAAAAACUGCAAAAGCUACGUGAUGAGAACCGAAAUUCUCAAAUUCGAGAUUUAAUGUUCGGUUGUCUCAAAGGGGAGAUAGAUGUUUAUCAUCUUCAUGGAAGAGAUCUUCUAGAUUUGAGUUUCUUUAUUGAUAAGUAUCUCAAUGGUCUUAUUCGUAGGGUUGAGAUCCUUACGGAGAACGGUGAGUCUUCUUCUUCUUUACCUCCUCCUAUUGGGGCAGCUCCUAUUGGUGUGGAUGCAUCUGCUCCAAUCGGAUUUGAUGGUCAUAUGAUUCAAUAUCAAAAUCAAGAUCAGCAAAAGCCGGUUAAGUUCCAAUAUCAGACUCUUUUUGAUUUUUAUGAUCAGAUUCCAAAGAAAAUCCAUGAUUUUAAUAUGAAAAUGAAUAUAGAUUCAAAUCAAAGUAUGAUUUUGGAUUUGAAUCAAAAUCUUAAUGUUGGAGAGAACGAGGGCAUUCCUUGCUUGGACAUCAACAACUACCAACCUGAAAUCAAUGGUCUCACUACCAUCACCACUGUCCUCACUGAUGUUUGUGCUCCUAACAUCACCAAUGAUCUCUAGCUAGUCUAAAGGAUGUAUUUCGAGUGAAGUGUUUGAUCAUCUGCAUUUUUUUUUUUCCAUUUCAGAAAACAAAAUUUAUCCGGUCUAAAAAAAAAAAAAAAUUUAUAUGUGAUGUUUUUUUUUUAAUUGUUGUAAUACUUAAAAGUUUUUUUCUUUAAGUUCGUUUCCAUUGAUGUAUUUGCCUCAAAAAGUUUAGUUCUAUUUGAAGAAGUUUAA